Molecule: messenger RNA, 649 nt
Organism: Selaginella moellendorffii
Lineage: Eukaryota; Viridiplantae; Streptophyta; Lycopodiopsida; Selaginellales; Selaginellaceae
Product: cytochrome c
Exons: 3
Coding region: 6-323 (105 amino acids)
Biological process (GO): mitochondrial electron transport, ubiquinol to cytochrome c; mitochondrial electron transport, cytochrome c to oxygen
Cellular component (GO): mitochondrial intermembrane space
Molecular function (GO): heme binding; electron transfer activity
Source: RefSeq, a predicted model, not a curated record
UUAUCAUGGCGACAAGCUUCCAGGACGCGCCAGUCAUUGUCCGCAAUGCUGCCAAUGGGCGCAAGAUUUUCAUGGCCAAAUGCUCAGACUGUCACGCAGUGGAGAGCGAUGGCGGCCACAAGCUUGGCCCCAAUCUCCACGGCUUGUUUGGAAGGCAAGCAGGGACCGCGCCAGGCUACGCAUUCUCGCCGGCAAACAAGAACACGAAAGUAAUCUGGGACGAGGGAGCGCUUUUCGACUACAUUUUUUAUCCGAACAAGAAUUAUCCAGUGUUUCUCCUCCACUCCAUCGCAGUUCUUUCCAGGAACGAAAAAGCCCUAUGAUGGCCUCGCUUCCCCGCAGGAGAGAGUCGACCUGAUCGCGUAUUUGAAAAGAGCGUGCUGACCGGCCGUAAGGUUUCUGACUGCCUGUAGCCAGUUGCUGGAAGUUCUGCGAAGGGCCUGGCAAUUCUGGCGGAAUUUUCUUGGUGUCCAAACGGGACAUAACUAUUUUGAAUCCUUUAUCUUUGGAGGAACUUCAUCGGUUUGCUACUUCUUUCGUAGACUUUCACGGCGGUGCCUGGACACACUGGAUAAUCUUCGCUAUGGGCACGUAGAAAUCGAUGUCUCUCCCCAAAAAGGGUGUCUUUUUAUAAUCUAAAAAUUAAAAA